Messenger RNA from Anthostomella pinea, 366 nucleotides. The record is from the annotation of a GenBank genome assembly. Lineage: Eukaryota; Fungi; Ascomycota; Sordariomycetes; Xylariales; Xylariaceae.
AUGACCAAGGGAGAAGCAAGCCAGGCCAAGGUCCACUAUAAGGGCUCGGAGGAGGACUACAUUGUCUUCGUUGACGAUGUCGAGACAUUCAGAAAGUGGACGGAGGACAAGUCGGUGCCCAUGGCUCACUUCAUCUCCUCCUUCAAGAUCUUCGUAACGCACAAGCAAGGAACCCAGGGCCAGCUGGAUGGCGCCUCAGACCAGCUGCUAGACAACGAGUUCAAGACUCACGUCGUUGAGGAAGUCAUCCCCAAGAUCCUCGAGAAGGGCGACCUCCAAACGACCACGGGUCCCGGACGACAAGCUCAGGGAGGCAAGAGUGAGAGCAAGAUGACGAACCUCGUCGGCGGUCAGCCCACCCACUAG